Molecule: messenger RNA, 330 nt
Organism: Suillus paluster
Lineage: Eukaryota; Fungi; Basidiomycota; Agaricomycetes; Boletales; Suillaceae
Exons: 3
Coding region: 1-330 (109 amino acids)
Source: RefSeq, a predicted model, not a curated record
AUGAGCAAGUCCCAUCACCAACAGCUACCAACGUAUCAAGCAAGGAAUCGCGGAGUCGUCAUCAAGGACCCGUUCGCAGAUAACCUCGAUGUGUCUGAUGCCUACAAUCCCUGUCGUGAUGACCCAAUCGUCUUCAUCGACCCAGCGUCUGCAGAUGACUUCCAUGUCGGCCUUGGUUUGUGCGGCACGACUCGUACCCCACGCGUCAGCAAGCAUCCUCGCGAUUGCUUCUGGUACCUAGAAGAUAUUGCUCCUAUCUUCCCCAGCUUUUACACGGAGUCCGAGGUGGAAAUCGACCUUGGCCAGACGACCGACAAUGAUGACCUUUGA